AUGGCCCCGAUUUCAACGGCCGUCUUGUUGCUGAUAGUUAGUACAGGUGAACUAGGAGCUGGUGGUUCGAGAAAGUUUCGCACUGAAUUCCUCCAGGAGUGGCCAACGCCGGGAACUGGGCCUUAUUUUGAUACAACCGUUCCUACCAACAUCACGGGACUGGUCGGCAAAACGGUUCUGCUGAACUGCAAGGUGAAAAACCUCGGCAAUCGCACGGUUUCCUGGGUGCGGCACCGGGACAUUCACCUGCUGACGGUCGGGCGCUACACCUACACCAGCGACCAGCGCUUCGAAGCCAUGCACUCGCCGCACACGGAAGAGUGGACACUCCGGAUACGGUACGCCCAGCGCAAGGAUUCCGGCACCUACGAGUGUCAAAUAUCGACCACACCACCGAUCGGACACUUUGUCUAUCUCACGAUAGUGGAACCAGUGACAGAGAUUAACGGUGGCCCUGAUUUAUUUAUCAAUAAAGGCUCAACGAUCAAUCUCACCUGCAUCGUUAAGUAUUCCCCCGAGCCACCGCCGGCCGUCGUGUGGAAGCACAAUCGUGAUGACAUUAAUUUCGACUCGCCCCGGGGAGGCAUUUCGCUCGUCACCGAAAAGGGCAUCCUGACGACCAGCCGUCUGUUGGUGCAGAAGGCCAUCGCCAGCGACUCGGGCCAGUACACCUGCGAGCCGUCGAACGCCAAUCCGGCAUCCGUGCGGGUGCACAUACUAAAUGGAGAACACCCCGCGGCAAUGCAUCACGGCAUCUCGACCAUCCUCUCCGGGCCCAGCCUGGUGGCGUUCGUCCUGUCGACGAUUCUGCUCUUCUACCACCACAGCAUCCGAUGGAAGGAUUUUCGGCUGACAUAG
Molecule: messenger RNA, 858 nt
Organism: Anopheles cruzii
Lineage: Eukaryota; Metazoa; Arthropoda; Insecta; Diptera; Culicidae
Product: zwei Ig domain protein zig-8-like
Exons: 6
Coding region: 1-858 (285 amino acids)
Biological process (GO): synapse organization
Cellular component (GO): neuron projection membrane
Source: RefSeq, a predicted model, not a curated record